AUGGAAAGCAACAAAGCUGUGGUUCCGGUUACUCUCAAGGGGGGGAGUGAAGCCCCAAAGCUCAUUACUUAUGAAGGCGACAAGGAGGUUGUCGAGUGCGAUGAGGAGAAGUGGGAGCAGGAUGAUCAGCUGGUGAUGUCCAUACUCCAACGGUCUCUUGAAGUGUCUAUCCUGGAGGCAUACAGCUACUGUGAGACAGCAAAGGAUCUUUGGGACACGCUAAAGAAGCCUCAUCAAACACAUUCUGAGGUCCGAAAGUUACCUGAUCUUGAGGACGUGUGUGCGCAAGUUCAGAAGGAGGAAGGGUCUAUUGGUCUCUUUGGAGGGAAAGGGGAGAUCACUCUUGCAAACCAAGCUGAGGUUCCACAAGCAAACCGUGCAAGCUCUAACCAGUAUGAUGCAAAGAAGUUCACGGGAAAUUGUGAUCAUUGCAAGAGACAAGGUCACAAGAAGAACCAGUGCUGGAUCUUGCACCCUCAUCUGAAGCCGGCCAAGUUCUCAAGAGAGAAAGAUGGGAGAGCCAAUGUCUCGUAUGCUGGAAGUGAGCCGGGGAGUUCAAGUGUUGCUGGGAGCUCAGGCCAAGCUGGAGAGGGCGGGACACGUGAGCCUGGAGAUAGCAAGGCCCUGGUGACUUACACAGCUCAACCAAGCCUUCAGAACAACCGUGAGAACGAUAUUGCUAGAGAACCUGAUCACUCACGCAUUGCUUAUAAACCUACUAGCAUACUAGGACAGUCUCAUAUUGCACACAAUCUGUUUAAACCAUUGGUAGUUGAUUCAGGAGCAUCUCAUCACAUGAUUAGUGAUACUAGUUUGAUUAGAGACAUUGAACCUACAAAUGGACAUGUCAUGAUUGCAAAUGGAGAUAAAAUCCCAAUUAGAGGAAUUGGCAAGCUAAAACUGAAGCAAUGGGGUCUGAGGAGGAUGAUGAAACCUUUGUGCGAAGGAAUAGUUGCUGGAGAGAAGUAUGAUCAGAGACCGAAUGAUGGGCAAGGACAAGCAUCUGGUUCAAGACGUGAGCAAAGAAGAAACAGGCAAGGUCAGCGUGAGCAUGCUGGAUCAGAAGAGACUGAUAACUUCUAUGAGAGAAGUAGCCAUAGCUCCGGUUCAAGACGUAGCAGUAGAAGAUCUCGACAUGAUCAUGAGGGUCGAAGGCAUAGACGCAAUGAGCUAUCUGGACUAAAGCUUAAGAUCCCUCCUUUCCAUGGUAAAGCUGAUCCAGAUGCCUAUCUUGAGUGGGAAAAGAAGAUAGAACUCGUUUUCAACUGUCAGCAUUACUCAGAGAUUAAGAAGAUUCAAGUAGCUGCUACCGAGUUCAAUGACUAUGCUUUGAGCUGGUGGGAUCAGUUGGUUACAAACAAGAGGCGCAAUGGUGAAUUUCCCAUUGAAACAUGGGCAGAGAUGAAAGCUGUGAUGCGCAAGAGGUUUGUACCAAGUCAUUAUCACCGUGAUCUUCAUCAAAAGCUGAGACUGCUCACACAAGGAACAAAGUCUGUAGAGGAAUACUUUCAAGAGAUGGAGUUGCUUAUGCUAAGAGCUUGUGUAUCUGAGGACAGUGAAGCUACUAUGGCACGAUUUCUUGGUGGACUCAACCGUGAGAUACAAGAUAGAGUGGAGAUGCAACACUACUUGGAGAUAGAGGAGAUGCUACACAAAGCUAUCUUGGUGGAGCAGCAAGUUAAGAGAAGAAGUUAUGCGCGUGGCAGCUAUGGUUCCAGUAGAUACCAGACCUCUAAGGAAGAUAAACCAAGCUAUCAGAAGGAGAGCAAACCACAGCUAAAAGAAGAAUCCAAGUCUAGUAGCAUCUACAACAAAGAUAAGGGUAAAGUGGAAGCUACCAGCUCGCGUGCAAGAGAUGUGAAGUGUUUUAAGUGCCAAGGGCGUGGGCACUAUGCUAAUGAGUGUACUAACAAGAGAGUUAUGAUUCUUCUGGAGAAUGGAGAGUUUGAAUCUGAAGAUGAAAAACUCAGGACUGAUCAAGAACUAUCUGAAGCUGAGUAUGAGGAGGAACCCGUUCAAGGUAAACUUUUGGUUGCAAGAAGAACUCUCAGUUUGCAAAACAAAACUGAGGAGCAAGAACAAAGAGAGAACUUGUUCUACACACGUUGUAUGGUGCAAGGGAAGGUCUGCAGCCUGAUCAUCGACGGUGGAAGCUGUGUUAAUGUUGCUAGUGAAACAAUGGUAAAGAAGCUUGGUUUGAAAGCUCAAAAGCAUCCUAAACCUUACCGGCUGCAGUGGCUUAAUGAAGAGGGCGAGAUGAGGGUAUCCACUCAGGUUUCUAUACCCUUGUCCAUUGGAAGGUAUGAAGAUGACAUUCUCUGUGAUGUGAUACCCAUGGAAGCCAGCCACAUACUACUGGGAAGGCCUUGGCAGUUUGAUAGGCGUGAAUACCAGGAUGUAUUUCCAGAAGAUAAUCCCAUAGGUUUGCCACCUAUUCGAGGGAUUGAGCAUCAGAUUGAUUUUGUACCAGGAGCUACUCUUCCCAACAGACCAGCAUAUAGAACUAAUCCUGUGGAAACUAAGGAGCUACAAAGACAGGUUGAGGAACUGAUGGAGAAAGGCCACAUCCGUGAGAGUAUGAGCCCCUGUGCUGUGCCUGUGCUCCUUGUGCCUAAGAAAGAUGGGAGCUGGCGCUUUGUUGUGAGUGCAGAUGGAGUAAAGGUAGAUCAGGAGAAGGUGAGAGCAAUUCAAGAAUGGCCAAUUCCAAAGACUAUAAGUGAAGUGAGGAGCUUCCACGGCCUUGCUGGGUUCUACAGGCGGUUUGUUAAAGACUUUAGCACUAUAGCAGCUCCCUUGACUGAAGUGAUAAAGAAAGAAGUAGGAUUCAAGUGGGGAGAAGCACAAGAGACUGCCUUCCAAUGCCUUAAAGAGAAGCUUACUCACGCCCCUCUUCUUAUUCUUCCUGACUUUAAUAAAACUUUUGAGAUAGAAUGUGAUGCCUCAGGAAUUGGUAUUGGUGCAGUUUUGAUGCAGGAAAAGAGACCCAUAGCUUAUUUCAGUGAGAAGCUUGGAGGCGCCACUCUCAACUAUGCAACUUAUGAUAAGGAGUUGUAUGCCUUGGUGAGAGCUUUGCAGACUUGGCAGCAUUACUUGUGGCCCAAGGAGUUUGUGAUACACACUGAUCAUGAGUCUCUCAAGUACUUGAAAGGACAGAACAAGCUCAGCAAGAGACACGCAAGAUGGGUAGAAUUCAUAGAAACUUUUCCUUAUGUCAUCAAGUACAAACAAGGUAAAGAAAACAUAGUUGCUGAUGCACUAUCCCGAAGACAUGAUGGAUUCCUCUUUUAUGAUAAUAGACUGUGUGUGCCUAAUUGCUCUUUGAGAGAUUUGUUUGUUAGGGAAUCACAUGGGGGAAGUCUCAUGGGUCACUUUGGUAUUGCAAAGACUCUUAAAACCUUGCAGGAUCAUUUCUUUUGGCCUCGGAUGAAAAGUGAUGUGGAGAAACUAUGUGAGAGAUGUGCAACUUGCAAGCAAGCUAAGUCUAAAGUUCAGUCUCACGGUUUGUAUACUCCUCUCCCUAUUCCUUAUCAUCCUUGGAAUGACAUAUCUAUGGAUUUCAUUGUUGGAUUGCCUAGAACUAGAACUGGGAAGGAUUCCAUCUUUGUUGUUGUUGACAGGUUCUCAAAAAUGGCACAUUUUAUAGCAUGUCACAAAACUGAUGAUGCAUUACAUGUAGCUAAUCUAUUCUUUAAGGAGAUUGUGCGUUUACAUGGCAUGCCUAGGACCAUAGUUUCUGAUAGAGAUACUAAGUUUCUUAGUUAUUUUUGGAAAACUCUUUGGUCUAAGCUAGGCACUAAGUUGUUGUUUUCCACUACUUGUCAUCCGCAAACUGAUGGACAGACUGAAGUAGUUAAUAGAACUUUAGGAACACUCUUGCGUGCAUUCAUUAAAAAGAAUCUGAAAUCUUGGGAAGACUAUCUGCCACAUUGUGAGUUUGCAUAUAAUCAUGCUGUGCAUUCUGCUUCUAAGUUUUCACCUUUUGAAAUUGUUUAUGGGUUCAAUCCCACCUCUCCUUUGGAUUUAAUCCCUUUACCUGAGUUUUGGGUUCAUUUGAGAAAAGAAAGGUUUCCUAAUGAGAGGAAGUCAAAGCUUAUGCCAAGAAUUGAUGGACCUUUUGAGAUCACAAAGAAGAUCAGCAACAAUGCCUACAAGAUUGAUCUCCAAGAUGAACCUGAUUUGAGGUCAAAUCCUUUUCAAGAAGGAGGGGAUGAUAUGAUCAUGGACCAGCCAGCUGAUGGAGAUAGAGAUGGCGAGUUUAGAGAUGAACCAGCUCAAGAAGAUGAGGUCUUAACCUUUCCUAAAGGUCCCAUGACUCGAGCCAGAGCUAGGAAACUCAAAGAAGCUAUUGGAGGACUAAUCAGGAAGUCCUUGGAA
Molecule: messenger RNA, 4374 nt
Organism: Brassica rapa (field mustard)
Lineage: Eukaryota; Viridiplantae; Streptophyta; Magnoliopsida; Brassicales; Brassicaceae
Biological process (GO): DNA integration
Molecular function (GO): zinc ion binding; nucleic acid binding
Source: RefSeq, a predicted model, not a curated record